CGGUUGAUUGAAAAUAGAGAAAAAAGCUUACAGCAACAUGGCACGUCAGCAGCAGGGCGACGUUGAUGAGUUAUUCGACGUGAAAAAUCAUUUUUACAUCGGUAAUUAUCAGCAGUGCAUCAAUGAGGCACAAAAAGUUAAGCCGAGUAGUCCGGACGUCGCUCUGGAACGAGAUGUCUUUUUAUACCGGGUAUACAUCGCACAACGGAAAUUCCGAGUGGUACUGGAUGAGAUAAACAAUUCAUCUCCAAAGGACCUACAGCCGUUAAAAAUGUUAGCGGAGUACUUCGCCAACUCUAGUAGGCGGGAAGCUAUUUUAUCCGAACUUGACCAAUUAGCUAACAAUGCGAACACGGAUAAUCAUAACUUCAUGAUCGUUGCUGCUACUAUUUAUUACCACGAAAAAAACUUGGAGUCUGCAUUGAGAAUACUUAGAAACGCAGAUAAUUUGGAGUGUCUCGCUCUAACUUUACAAAUUUAUCUUAAAAUGGAUCGACUGGAUCUAGCGAGAAAAGAGCUCAAAACCAUGCAAGAAAAAGAUGACGACGCCACUUUAACCCAACUGGCUCAGGCUUGGCUCAAUAUCAGUAGCGGAGGAGAUAAACUUCAAGACGCAUAUUACAUAUUCCAGGAAAUGAUCGAUAAACACUCGAGCACGAGCAUGCUGUUGAACGGACAAGCAACAUGUUUUAUCGGCCAGGCAAAGUACGAGGAGGCAGAAUCUGCGCUGCAAGAAUCUUUGGACAAGGACAGUAAUAACCCAGACGCUUUGAUCAACAUGAUCGUUCUCUCGCAGCAUAUGGGAAAGCCACCAGAAGUUGUAAAUCGUUAUUUGAGUCAGUUGAAAGACUCCCAUUUAGAGCACCCCUUUGUAAAAGAAUACCUACAAAAAGAAAUCGAGUUCCAGAGGCUGAAAAAACAAUAUUCUCCGUCCGCCUGAGUGUAUCAGCUACGGUACUGGCACUCGAUCGGAUGAUUGAAACGGCGCAGAGUGCUAAAUACUGGACAGCAGUGAGCGUUGGGUAAAAACUACCAUAGUCCCGAUCAACAUAUACCCGGAUUUGCAAACCCUUAUCAGGUGACACUUGACGCUAUGAAUUUUAAUCAAAAAUUACUGUUAGACGAGUAUAAAUUCAGGAUUUAUAUAGAAAUAUGUUAGUAAUUCUAAUGUAAAGCAAUUUUAACCAGAGUUUUUCAAAGCUGAGCCAUAUUUCUAAUAACUGCAGCUCGGUGUCGCCUACGCUUAGACUCACCGUUCACAACGGAGAAUUAUUUCAAGCUCCUUGAUCAUUAGGCCCGAACGUGAUGAUAAUUAGUGGAAAAAAUUACAAACGGUUUUAACCUUUCUCUGCUAUUCCUUGCCAACCGUAUUUUUUGCGAUAAAUACACGCAAGUUCGUUUGAUGCUGGCUUUGAGCAGCUUAUCUUAAAGUUAUGACAACUUUCUAUCAAGUACAGCUGUUCGUCAAUUGUUUUAUCGUUACUAUAGUCGCUGGAAACAUUGUGACGAUGAAGUAUCGAAUAUCUCUAUGAAAACCUGAACUUCACUUCUGUCCAGGAUUAAUGAGACAUCCAACGAUUUGGCUGAUCAUAAUUAUUACACUAUAAAAAUAAAAUCAACGAUACUGCCGCAGAUUUAUUAACAAGUAAUAGGUAUUAUCAUAUAAGGGUAACAUCCAUCUCGCAUGAAUCGCGUUUUCUAACCAUUCCUUGAGUAAUAAACUGAGAUAUCAAACUUUCUAGUUAUCGCCAUUCACUAUAUAUAUUGAUUCUAUCAACAAUAUCUAUUCCCCGACGUAAAACUUCCCUCAAAAAAAUUAAUUAUGAAAAACAAGAGAAGCGUUAUAAAAUGUAGAUAGCAACAGGUACUAACAAUUCGAACCAAUAGUGUAUCCCAUUUAACGUAAAUGUAAUUGGUACUAUAAUCGUCCAUUAUAAUAAACUGAUAAAAAGUAUUCUAGAUACGCGUGUAGACUUGAGAUACAAAAAGGCUAUUUGAAGCUGUGUUACAGCGAUCAAGAAUUUGUGGUAUAUUGUAAGUCUGUUUGAGACAAUACGAGACGAUAGAUAAAUAUAUAAUAUAUGUAAUAGAGA
Athalia rosae (coleseed sawfly) is the source of this 2093-nucleotide messenger RNA. It is a transcript of the gene epsilonCOP, whose product is annotated as coatomer subunit epsilon. Gene Ontology annotation, biological process: intra-Golgi vesicle-mediated transport; retrograde vesicle-mediated transport, Golgi to endoplasmic reticulum; endoplasmic reticulum to Golgi vesicle-mediated transport. Lineage: Eukaryota; Metazoa; Arthropoda; Insecta; Hymenoptera; Athaliidae. Bases 38 to 940 code for a protein of 300 amino acids. The record is from RefSeq and is a predicted model, not a curated record. Gene Ontology annotation, cellular component: COPI vesicle coat. Gene Ontology annotation, molecular function: structural molecule activity; protein binding. The transcript is spliced from 3 exons.